Funneliformis geosporum is the source of this 158-nucleotide messenger RNA. The record is from the annotation of a GenBank genome assembly. NCBI's taxonomy places the organism in Eukaryota, Fungi, Glomeromycota, Glomeromycetes, Glomerales, Glomeraceae.
AUGAACCAAAAUUUUGUUCUUAUACUCGUUUUAUUGAUUAUGGUUUCCAUCGUCAAUGCUAUUCCGCAUCAACUUCAUAAAAGAAAAACCAAGUUUGGUUCAUGUGGAGACUUUCCCGUACUCGAUGUAUCAGUUUCACCUGAUCCUAUCGUUGCUGA